Molecule: messenger RNA, 834 nt
Organism: Nerophis lumbriciformis (worm pipefish)
Lineage: Eukaryota; Metazoa; Chordata; Actinopteri; Syngnathiformes; Syngnathidae
Source: RefSeq, a predicted model, not a curated record
AUGGCGGCCUUAACAGUUAGCUCGCCAACUCUUGGUGGUUUCACUUUUGAAAACUGCAAAAGAAAUGGAUUCCUGGAAGAAAAAGCAAAUGAACUGGGCUGUAAUUUGCCCGCGGCUCGUAAAACUGGAACUACAAUCUGUGGUGUUGUGUUCAAGGACGGCAUUGUCCUUGGAGCUGACACCAGAGCCACUGAGGGUAUGGUAGUUGCUGACAAGAACUGCUCCAAGAUACAUUACAUAUCACCAAAUAUUUACUGUUGCGGAGCUGGAACGGCCGCAGACACUGAAAUGACCACUCAGAUGAUCUCCUCCAAUCUGGAGCUGCAUGCCCUCUCCACAGGAAGACUGCCUCGUGUGGCCACUGCUAAUCGCAUGUUCAAACAAAUGCUUUUCAGGUAUCAGGGCUACAUUGGUGCCGCUUUGGUACUUGGUGGAGUGGACUGUAACGGUCCUCAUCUUUACAGCAUCUACCCUCAUGGCUCUACAGACAAGCUUCCAUAUGUCACCAUGGGCUCUGGAUCCCUAGCUGCCAUGGCAGUGUUUGAAGACCGAUACAAACCUGGCAUGGAGGAAAAGGAAGCCAAGGCGCUAGUACGCGAUGGCAUCGCGGCAGGAAUAUUCAAUGAUCUCGGAUCUGGCAGCAACAUCGAUCUUUGUGUGAUCACCACUGAUAAGGUGGACUACAUCCGACCCCAUGAUGAGGCCAACAAGAAGGGUAGCAGAACUGGUGACUACAAGUACCAAAGGGGAACCACAGGUGUCUUAACAAAGCUGGUGACACCGUUGACCCUGGAUGUGGUGGAGGAAAGCGUGCAAACUAUGGAUACUUCCUAG